AAGAGGCCUUUUAACAGCUCUCUGAAAAUCAACUGCCUCCCGAGUGUGUGCCUCGUGCCCGAAGCAGUUUCCACUGGCCGUACCACGGGGUGAUGCCCAAGGUGCAUCACUUCCCAAGAAUUGGAUCAUGAACAACUUUAUCCUCCUGGAGGAACAGCUCAUCAAGAAAUCGCAACAAAAAAGAAGAACUUCUCCUUCAAACUUCAAAGUCCGUUUCUUUGUUUUAACCAAAACCAGCCUGGCGUACUUUGAGAACCGUCAUGGGAAAAAGCGCACAUUGAAGGGCUCCAUUGAACUCUCCCGAAUCAAAUGUGUCGAGAUUGUGAAAAGUGACAUUAGUAUCCCAUGCCACUAUAAAUAUCCAUUUCAGGUUGUGCAUGACAACUACCUCCUGUAUGUGUUUGCUCCAGACCGUGAGAGCCGGCAGCGCUGGGUUCUGGCCCUUAAAGAAGAAACAAGGAAUAAUAACAGUUUGGUGCCCAUGUAUCAUCCUAAUUUCUGGAUGGAUGGGAGAUGGAGGUGCUGUGCUCAGCUGGAGAAGCUUGCAGUGGGCUGUGCCCAGUACGAUCCAACAAAGAAUGCUUCAAAGAAGCCUCUUCCUCCUACUCCUGAAGACAACAGGCGAUCACUUCGGGAACAUGAAGAAACCAUUGUCAUUGCCUUGUAUGACUACCAAACAAACGAUCCACAGGAGCUCAUGCUACAACGCAAUGAGGAGUACUACCUGCUGGACAGUUCCGAGAUUCACUGGUGGAGAGUACAGGACAGGAAUGGGCAUGAAGGAUAUGUACCAAGCAGUUAUCUGGUGGAAAAAUCUCCAAAUAGCCUGGAAACUUAUGAGUGGUACAAUAAGAGUAUCAGCCGAGACAAAGCUGAAAAACUUCUUUUGGACACAGGCAAAGAAGGAGCCUUCAUGGUACGAGAUUCCAGGACCCCGGGAACAUACACCGUGUCUGUUUUCACCAAAGCCAUCGUAAGUGAGAACAACCCCUGUAUAAAGCACUAUCACAUCAAAGAAACAAAUGACAACCCCAAGCGAUACUAUGUGGCUGAGAAGUAUGUGUUUGACUCCAUCCCUCUCCUCAUCAAUUAUCACCAACAUAAUGGAGGAGGUCUGGUCACUAGACUCCGGUAUCCAGUUUGUUCCUGGAGGCAGAAAGCCCCGGUCACAGCAGGACUGAGAUAUGGGAAAUGGGUGAUUGAUCCCUCAGAGCUCACUUUUGUGCAGGAGAUUGGCAGUGGGCAGUUUGGGUUGGUGCAUCUUGGCUACUGGCUCAACAAGGACAAGGUGGCCAUCAAAACCAUUCAAGAAGGGGCUAUGUCAGAAGAGGACUUCAUAGAGGAGGCUGAAGUCAUGAUGAAACUCUCUCACCCCAAACUGGUCCAGCUGUAUGGGGUGUGCCUAGAGCAGGCUCCCAUCUGCCUGGUGUUCGAGUUCAUGGAGCACGGCUGCCUGUCGGAUUACCUGCGCAGCCAGCGGGGACUCUUUGCUGCAGAAACCCUGCUGGGCAUGUGCCUGGACGUGUGUGAGGGCAUGGCGUACCUGGAGGAGGCAUGUGUCAUCCACAGAGACCUGGCUGCCAGAAACUGUUUAGUGGGAGAGAACCAAGUCAUCAAGGUGUCCGACUUUGGGAUGACAAGGUUCGUCCUCGAUGAUCAAUACACCAGUUCCACAGGCACCAAGUUCCCGGUGAAGUGGGCAUCCCCGGAAGUCUUCUCCUUCAGCCGCUAUAGCAGCAAGUCAGAUGUGUGGUCAUUUGGUGUGCUGAUGUGGGAAGUCUUCAGUGAAGGCAAAAUCCCGUAUGAAAACCGAAGCAACUCAGAAGUGGUAGAAGACAUCACUACUGGAUUUCGCUUAUACAAGCCCCGGCUGGCCUCUGUGAAUAUCUACCAGAUCAUGAAUUAUUGCUGGAAAGAGAAACCAGAAGACCGGCCACCUUUCUGCAGACUCUUGAGUCAACUGGCUGAAAUUGCAGAAUCGGGACUUUAG
Neomonachus schauinslandi (Hawaiian monk seal) is the source of this 1990-nucleotide messenger RNA. It is a transcript of the gene ITK, whose product is annotated as IL2 inducible T cell kinase. NCBI's taxonomy places the organism in Eukaryota, Metazoa, Chordata, Mammalia, Carnivora, Phocidae. Gene Ontology annotation, molecular function: non-membrane spanning protein tyrosine kinase activity; protein binding; ATP binding. The coding region runs from base 128 to 1990 and encodes 620 amino acids. The transcript has 17 exons. The record is from RefSeq and is a predicted model, not a curated record. Gene Ontology annotation, biological process: T cell receptor signaling pathway; peptidyl-tyrosine autophosphorylation; NK T cell differentiation.